Molecule: messenger RNA, 635 nt
Organism: Paramecium primaurelia
Lineage: Eukaryota; Ciliophora; Oligohymenophorea; Peniculida; Parameciidae
Source: the annotation of a GenBank genome assembly
AUGGAAUACGAAAAAAUCUAUCAAAAAUUGAGUAUCAGGUAAAAUGGCUUGGUUAUUCAAAAGAAGAAAAUACAUGGUAAUAUUUUUUAUUAUCUUGAAGGGAAUUGUAAGAAAAUUUAAUAGAAAAUUUUAGUGAUCUAAUUUAAUAAUAUCAUUUAAAUGAAUUUUAUCAAAAAUUUAAAGGUUUUAUCUUCAAAUACAAAGAAAUUAAAGGAAAUAUAAAGAUAGAUAAACCUUUUUAAAUUAUUAGAGAAUUUGAAACUCAUUUUUUAGUUAAAUUUAUUAAUUAUUUUUAGAUUGCAUAUUAUCCAAGAAAAAAUAAGUUUGUUUGUUCAUCUCUUAUUAAUAAAUCAGAAGCACCAUUAAAUCUAUUAUAAGAAUUCUAUUGUAAAUACAAGGAUUAAAUAGGAUAUAAUUAAUAUAAUAAUGAAUAAAUUGGAUGUAUUUUAGAAUACUAUUAAAAAUAAUCAUAUGUUGUUUUAUUAGAAUCAAAAGGAAGAACCUUUAUUAAUAACACUAUAAUUAUUGAUAAAUAACCAGAACUAUUACUUGAUUAUUUUGAAAAUAUGAAUUGGAUUACCAUUGUUGAAAGAUUAUUUUUCAUUAUAUAUUUGAUGUUUGAGUAUCAAACAUGA